Molecule: messenger RNA, 875 nt
Organism: Soboliphyme baturini
Lineage: Eukaryota; Metazoa; Nematoda; Enoplea; Dioctophymatida; Soboliphymatidae
Source: the annotation of a GenBank genome assembly
AUGUCUAUUCCCAAAGUCGGGUUGAGUCGCCUUUUGAAAGAGGGAACGAGGAGUUUUCAAGGCAUUGAGGAAUCGAUCUUGCGGAAUAUUGAAGCCUGCUCUGAUUUGGCGAACACCGUUCGGUCAGCUUUUGGUCCAAAUGGCAUGAACAAAAUGGUAAUAAACAACAUCCAGAAACUGUUUGUUACGAAUGAUGCAGCGACGAUUAUCAAGGAGCUACAGAUUGAACAUCCCGCGGCCAAAAUUUUGGUUAUGGCCAGUGAAAUGCAGGAACAGGAAAUUGGUGACGGAACUAACACUGUCAUAAUAUUGGCGGCUUCUUUACUAGAAAAUGCGGAGGAACUUAUUCGAAUGGGUUUAAAUCCGACGGAAAUUUCUGACGGGUACGAAAAAGCGUGCAAAAAGGCGUUGGAAACUUUACCUGACUUAGUAUGUGGAACCAUCAAAGACUUAACUAACAUCGACGAAGUAGUUAAAGGCAUCCGUCCCGCUAUCAUGAGCAAGCAACGGGGAUACGAAGAUCUGUUGUCGAAGCUAGUAGCUGAAGCAUGCGUUAAAGUGUUGCCCAAAGAUCCAUUGCUCUUCAGCGUCGAUAACAUUCGUGUAUGCAAGAUUUUGGGUAGCGGCGUAUUGUCAUCGUUUCUCAUGAAUGGAAUGGUUUUCAAAAAGGGUAUCGAAGGUGCGGUGAGGAAGGUCAAUAAAGCGAAUAUCGCGGUAUUUUCAUGUCCAUUUGACAUAACUCAGCUGGAAACUAAGGUAUCUUGCCUAGUACUCAAUAUAACUUCUCUUAAACGAGUUUGUCAGAAGUGCCCAUUUAAGAACUGUGUGAAUAUCACUGUUCUCUUAGUUGCAUGGGUAAAAUGUGAUGAUUGAAA